GAUCAAUAACAAACAUGGUGCUCGAGCACAGGUUGUCGGUUCCGGUUUAGUUCUAGAUUUUUUUUAUUGCAAUCUCCCACGUAACCGAAAUAAAAAACAAUAUUAAUAACAAUUAACAACGAUAGAAAAAGAAAGUUCUUCGGCCCAUUUAAAAAUCGCGAGGCGUCGCGACGCCGAUACGUUACCGCGUCGCGUUUACGUUUACUUUGACGUGUUUCCACCACACAUGUGGGCGGUUUACCUGUCAAAAGUGACAGAAGUAUACUUUUUCACAUAUGUUUUCAACUUUGGCCGUCUAGAUUAUUAUAAGAGACUUUUUUUAUGGAAAAGUUUUUUAAGAGGUGUUAAGGCUGAUAUUUAAAGGACUGAUUUCAAUAAAAACCUAUUGAACGUCAAUUUUUUGAUAUUUCCGCAUCUUCCUAUAGCCACAUGGUGAAAGUUAAGGAAGACCUGGAUAUGGCAGAGCCGGCUCAGCCUUAUAGCCGAAGCGGAAGAUCCUACCAUUCGCAUUAUCACGCGCAUUACGGACCUUCCAGACAUCAUCAUUGUUACACAUCCAGUGAUGUUGAUGGAAAUUCUAAUAGAAACGGCGGUGGGUCAACUUCCCCUGCGAGUUUUUGUAUCGGACCGGGAUUUCAACCACAAAACUCAACGAUUCAAGGAGUUAGCGGAAAUAGAGGAAACGAAAGCGGAAGUAGCUCUUCCUACUCGAGUGGGAAUCAGACUCACGAACACAUCGUCCAUUUUCAUGUUAAUCCAGGUGUCAUUAUCAAUUUUCAAAUCGGCGAUAACGUUCAAGUACUUAGAGGUCCCGUAACAGUUCCAAUGGUAUCAACGAAUUCAUCCCCACCAGUGGCAAUGCCAGUUCAAGUUCCUCCAGGACACAUGGUGCAACAGAUCGUUGAUGAAAACGGUACCUUGCGUCACGUCAUCAUCUCAACCCAACAUCCACCAGGAGUGCUAUUACCACCACACAACGCACCUCAUUACGGUACAGCACCACCAAAUGGUACGAAUCAAGGUCCACAACCGUUAAUGUACCCUCACCAUCACGGGGUACACUUUCCACCACCUCACUUUCACUCAAACAUCCCCCCCGGGCAUUUACCCCACGGUCCUGCCAACGCCCCGAACGCCGGGCACUCGCCGCCGCCGAGCCACGCCUAUUAUAAGGACGAAAGGACACAUCGGCAACAUAAUAAGCUCAGGAAAAAAUUGCAUGACAAGCAACAGAAGGGUGGUAUCGUCACGGGUGGUGGUAAUGGGGAUGCCGGUGGCCCUAAUAGUCUCUCUCCCAUGAAAGAUUUGGUGAACGGUCUCACCAGAUCCCACAAAGAAAAAGGAAUGAAUAGUGUUGGUACAUCUGAAGAUGGCGAAGAAAGUAGUAGCGUUCAAGAUGAAGAAGAUUCAAUACAUAUUAUUACCGAUAUUUUAUCGUCAGUACAAGCACCGAAGGUAUCAGAAUUGACGUCUCGAAGUGCCUUAUUACAAUGGGCACCGCCGUUACGCCUUUCGGAGGCGUCUAGUAACGAUAGCCAUGAACAAGAACUGAACGAAGAAGAUUUACGUUACGAAGUCCUUUUAAGUAGCGAUAAAAGCAAAGAGCAAAUGAAAUACAAGUCAAUUUACAGUGGUGAUUCUCUUUCGUGUCGCAUCCAAGAUCUGAAACCUGGCCAAGAGUACUCGGUAUGCUUACAGGUGCACCUUGAAGAAUUGCAAGGUUCCGCGACGGAACCCAUCAAGUUUACGACACCACCGUGCGAACCUGAUCAGCCGCAACCUCCGAAGUUAGUGUCGCGUUCAAAGAAUAGUUUACAAUUAAGGUGGAAUCAUGUUAACGAAAACGGAUCGCAGAUUAUCCAUUAUAUUUUGGAAUACGAUGAGGGUAAAAAUGGGGAGUUUAUUGAGAUUCAUAAAAGUAAAGGAAAACAUCAUAAUCAUCAUCUCCAGAAGUUGCAACCAUCGACGAGUUAUAAAUUUAGGUUGGCGGUUUUAAAUGAAAUUGGUAAGAGUCUUUAUUCGGACGUUGUAGCUUAUACAACGGCAGAAAAUGCGCCAUCGCAACCCGCACCUCCCACAUUAAAAGACUCGACUGAAAGCACUUUGCAUUUACAAUGGCAGAAAAGGCCUGAAGAUCACAACUUUGUCUUACAAAUUAACGAACAGAAAUAUGGAUUUUUAACUGUUUAUAAUGGAACGGAUUCUGAAUAUGUUUGUAAUAAUAAAUUAAGAAGGUUUAGUGAUUAUGUUUUUAGAUUACGUUCUAAAAAUGAAGGUGGUGAUUCUCCGUGGUCAUCUGAAGUUACAUUCCGAACUCUGCCUGAUAGGCCUUCAAAACCAAUUAAACCGGCAGUGAAAGGUCGAAUCCAUGCGCAUUGUUUCCGACUUAAAUGGGAACCAGUUUCGGAUACGGGUGGCGCCGAGGUUACCGAAUACAUCUUGGAAUUAAACUCUGGCAGCGGAUAUCGAAGGGUCUACACUGGAAUAGAAACGGAAGCAAUUUGCGAUAAUUUAGCACCUGGAACAACAUACCAACUCAGAGUAUGUUGCAAAAGCAUAGGUGGGCACAGUGAUUAUUCGGAUCCAUGCACGGUCACAACCGAAGCGAUCACUCCAUCGAUUUGCCAAGGUCUUAAAUUGGUUGGAAAACCUCGAGCUACAAGCUUAGGAUUGAGAUGGAAUGAACCGGAUUAUUACGGUGGCGCACCAAUCUUAGAAUACGAAGUCUUCACCAUCAAUUCAGACUCUAGUCCGAACCUAGUCUGCAAAACGAAGGAGUGCGAAAUUGUUGUAACAGAUCUGAGGCCUGGUACUGAAUAUACUUUUAGUGUCAGGGCAGUAAAUAGAGUUGGCCCUGGUCCGUUUUCGGAAUAUACAAAUAUAUGUAGUGGGGCAGCACCUCCAAAUUGGCCUGAAAAUGUUGUAGUCAUCAGCGAAUCACCAAAACAUGUUAUUGUGUCUUGGAGCGAACCUAGAGAUAAUGGGGCGACUAUUAAAGAAUACAAAUUAGAAAUGAGUCCAGGUUUAUCAAAAUCCCCCAUGCAAUCAUGUAGCAGUGAAUCAAAAGAGUCUUUAACUGGUAGAGAUUUACGAAAUAUACCUAACGAUGAUCAAUUCCAAAUGGUUUAUCAAGGACCCGCCUUGAGCAGUGAUAUCAAAAAUUUAACACCGUCCACAAUAUACUUUUUCCGCGUACAAGCGUGUAACAGCGCAGGAUGUAGUCCUUUCUGUCCAAUUGUAGAAGCUAAAACUCCCCCUGCGCCACCUUCCCUAAUUUCAACACCAAAAUCAAUGGUAACCCCGACAAGCAUUCACUUGUGUUGGCAAGAACCCGAAUGUUACGGAUGUCCCGUUAUUUAUUAUAACAUCGAAUUAGGCGAGCAAAGUUACAGAACGGAAGGAUCCGAAUCCGAAUUUACCAUUGAAGAUCUAACGCCUAAUACAGUGUACAAAGUAAAAUUGCAAGCAAUUAGUUCCGUGGGUAUAGGUCCAUUUACGACCGUGAAAUUAAUGACCGCGCGAUUGCCGCCAAGCCCACCAAAACUUGAAUGCAUUGGGACUAGUUACAAUUACCUGAAAUUGAAAUGGGGCGAUGGAAAGAAUCAAGAUUAUACGACGUAUUAUUUAGAAAUGGCUAAUAAUAGAACGAACGAGUUUCAGAGGAUAUUUAAAGGAACUUCUCUUACCUUCAAGGUUACUAAAUUACAAGAAAUUACCAUAUAUCGGUUUAGAAUAAGUGCUAAAAACGAUGCUGGAAAAGGAGAGUUUUCUGACGUUUAUGAAUUUAAAACCAUCAUUGCCCCACCUGCUGCUGUUCGAACACCGAAAGUUAUUGAAGUUGAACAAAGACAAUGCGUCUUGGAAUGGAAUGUUUCGAAAAAUAAUACGAACGAUAAAAUUAUUUAUAUUGUGCAGCUCACCAAAUUAAGAGAACAAGAUUAUAAAGAAGUAUAUAGAGGUUCAGAAAUAACCUGUACUUUAGAUCAUUUAGAUCCUGGUACAGAUUACAGCGUUCGCGUUCUUCCGGUUCGUAUGACGUCAACCGGGGAAUUACUUGGUCCUCAUUCAUCCGACGCUACGUUUAAAACGGUAGCAAUCGAACCGUUGGUAUCUUCAAGGUCUCAGUCGUCCACAGGCGGAAGUCCGUUGCAUACCAGACAUAAAGCACACACCACGUGGCCGUACGUUAACUUUAAAACCAUAACAAAACAACAAAAGGUGUUCCUUAUGGCGGUAUUGGUAACCAUAUUCAGCAUUUUGGUCUCUAUGGUUAUUGGUAAGAUGGCGAUCUGAAGAGAAAACGCGCUCUCUUGGUGCAAUUAAUUAUAUAUCUUUUCUCUCUCUAUCUCACAUACACACGCAGAAAAAAAAACACACUCUCUAUUAUCCUAUUCAAUUACAUUUAGGUCAUAAAUUUACUAUAUUAUCGUAAAAGUAAUCGAUGAAAACAAAAAUGAAUUAAAAAAAAGAACAAAAAUUUAUUAAAAAAUAAAAAUUAAGUGAAAGAAGAAAGAAAUAGUGAAAACGUUUAAGAAAAGUAUAUUAUUUUUAUUGCGUUUUUUUUAAUAGCGGGGGAUUUUUUUUUGGUUUUUGAUAAUGGAAAGAGAUAAAGAAGAAAAUGAAACGAAAAAGGAGAAAGAACGCUCCCUUGUCUUAAGUAUUAUUAUUAAACAGGGCUUACUAUUAUAUAUAUAUAUAUAUAUAUAAAUAUAUUUUAUCAAUAUAUAAAAAUUUAUAUAUAUUAUACGAAAUGAAUAUAACGUUUAUAUACAUAUAUAUGCCUUCAUUGCGAAUCUUUAAUUCGUAAAUAUAUUGUAUAUGUAUAUAGACGAUUAUAUUAGAGGACCAAAGCGCUUUGUUUUGGUAUUUUUAUAUGUGGUUUUCCGUACUCUGUUUUCUCGGUGCUAAGUGAUGUGAUGCGGCGCCGUGGCCCCUCCAAACCAUAUGGGGGAACGAGCGCUGUUUGCUAAUAUGAUAAUAUUGUAUUUUUGUUAUUCCAGUCAGAUGUAUAUUAAAUAUUAAACGAAAAAAAAAUUAAAUAAUAAAAAAAACAUAUAUCUUAUAUGUGGUUGAUGGUUAAAUUAUUAUGUUAUAUAAAAUAAAUGAAUUUUACUAUUAUCUAAUUGAGAUGUAAGUGGCUGGAUUUGUAUUUGUACCUAGAUAAUUAAAACAAAAAUUAUUACUGUUCCAUGUAUGCGAAAAAAAAUCUAUUUACUAUUUAAAAAAAAAAAUGUAAACAAAUUGAUAAAUUAACGCAAUUAUUAAUUGAUAAGGAAUUGAUAUGUUUAUAUGUAUACACAGAUAUGGGAAUUAAUUAAAAUGGGCGAGUAUAUAUAAAAAGAUAAUGUUAUUAUAAACGCAUAUAUGAGGAUCUGUAUAACUAUGGUGUUAAAAGUGUAGUUAUAACGAUGCAAUCUAAUCAACUUCAUUAAUUUUUAUUAUUCAGUUGGAUAUAGUGGGAAAUUGUAUUUCGUGCUCAUGCACAAAAUUCAAACAGAGAUAUAUUAAUAUAUAGGUAUAUAUACACAUAUAUAAAUAUAAAUAAAUGAAUUAUAUUUUA
This is a messenger RNA of Onthophagus taurus, 5560 nucleotides long. RefSeq names its product miles to go (gene mtgo). The record is from RefSeq and is a predicted model, not a curated record. Gene Ontology annotation, molecular function: protein binding. NCBI's taxonomy places the organism in Eukaryota, Metazoa, Arthropoda, Insecta, Coleoptera, Scarabaeidae.